This is a messenger RNA of Lottia gigantea (owl limpet), 1002 nucleotides long. RefSeq lists its product as hypothetical. The record is from RefSeq and is a predicted model, not a curated record. Bases 1 to 1002 code for a protein of 333 amino acids. The transcript has a single exon. NCBI's taxonomy places the organism in Eukaryota, Metazoa, Mollusca, Gastropoda, Lottiidae.
AUGUUGAAAACAGUUUUAUAUCCUAAAGAUUUCGAUUCAGUCUCAGGUUGGAUACCCGAUGUUGGUGAUGGAAGUAUUUUAAAAGAACCGGUAAGAAAUCUUGCAAAUGAUGCCGAUUUAGCUAGAGUGAGAGUUGUUGCUCGAAACACGAUAGAAAGAGUAGGACGAGCAGUUAAUCAUGGAUUCGAAAAACGAGUACUUCAGUAUAAUAAUGUUGUUGAGAAUAAUAGGUGGGGUAAUUACGUAAAUUGGAAAUUAUGUCCUUUAUUCGGUCUGUUGGAACAUAGAAAAGUUUCUAUAGGCUUACCAUAUAAAAUUCAGCUACAAAGAGAAAUAAACGACGAUAAGAUAUUCUUUGGAGAGAAUGGUUCAGAUGCAAAAUUAGAAAUAACGAAUCUCCAACUUUUCAUACCCGUAAUAACACCAUCAAUUGAAGUAGAAACGAAAAUAUUCAACUCGUUAACUAAAGAUAUUGAAAUAGCUUUUCUUCAUCGUAACACUGUAGGUAGCAUGACUUUAACAGGAGAAUCCACCACAUGGCCAAUCACUAACACUAUUAAACUAGCAAGAUAUUUAAUAGUUGGUUUCAAGAACUUACCAGAUUCUCAAACGAAUAACAAUAAUGUCUUUAGAGUGGCAAUGAACCAAACUCAAGAUCCUUUAAUCCAUAAAGUUCAAGUAAGAUUAAAUAACAAUAAUUAUCCUAACCAACCUUUAACAAUUAAUCCAACCACAAAGGAUUAUAAUGAAUUGUAUAGAAACUAUAAAAAUAUGUGUGAAUUAUUCGGAAAUCUACCUCAGUUUGAAUAUGUAGAUAUUGCACUUAAUCAUCCAAUCUUCUGUUUUGAUCUUUCAGCUCACCAAAAAGAUCUUUUCAAAACAGGAGUGAACAUAAAUAUUCAUAUUGAAAAAACACAAGGAGAUGUAACAGGUUAUUGUUUAUUAUUGGAAGAAGCAAAACAUUUAAUUAAAAUAGCAGAUAGAAGAAUAAGAAUUGAGUAA